AGAUUAUUACCGCAACAAGUAAGUGACUGAUUUAACUAUGUGGAUUGACAGAGCCUGCUUGUGUACUGACUUGUGUUAUAAACAGAUACAAACAGCUCAAGGACGAAGGGACGAGCCACUUCUGUGUAGUGGAUAAAGAUAGAAACGUUGUGUCGAUGACAACAACUGUGAAUCACGCGUUCGGGUCAGGGUUUAUGUCGACUUCUACCGGUAUUAUACUCAACAACCAAAUGGCUGAUUUCUCGGUAACAUCCGAGGAAUCUGCACCGCCCGCGAAUUACAUCGAGGCAAACAAGAGGCCUUUGUCUUCCAUGAUGCCUCUAAUCAUCACAAAGGACGAUGAGCUAGUCGGAGUUAUUGGAGCGAGCGGCGGAAUCUAUAUAAUUCCGGCGGUAAUCCAAGUGUUUCUCAAUCACUUUGUCUUGAAUAUGAGUCCUCUAGAGGCUGUGAAGAGUCCAAGAGUGUAUCACAAGUUGGAACCAAACGAAGUGUUAUAUGAAGACUGGACAGUGUACAAUAAAGAUCACAUUUUGCUUAAAAAGGAGACUCAGGACUUCUUGAAGACAAAAUAUCAUAAACUGGUGUCUACAACAAUGGGAGCCACUGUUCAAUUUGUUGUUCAAGACAGACAAGUUUUGACAGCAGUUAGUGAUCUCCGGAAAGAUGGGAAGCCAGCUGCUGCUGAUGCUGCUCCAACUCUUGCUCCUGCUCCUGCUCCUUCUCCUAUCUUUUGAAUUUAUCAGCCACCAUAAUUUCUGCUUCAUUUCCCUUUUAAAUAUUUUUAAUCUAUUUUAAUAUAGUUAAAACUUCUUUAAAUAGUUGAUUAUGUCUUUCUAUAAAAAUCUGUUAGAGCAUCUUCAUUGAGAAUUGCUCAAUGUGCCUUUCAAGAAUAAACAACUUUAAGUAUUAAAAAAACUCUUGUGAGAGUGUGUGACAUGAUUUUUUCAUAUGAGAAACUUUUAAAAAGUUAAGUGAUUCUUUGGGCACUUGCUUAAAUUUCAUUGGUUUAUAUAAUUUUUUUAUUUUUCAAUUUAAUUAUUUAAUUAAACAACUUAAAAAUAUUGUUAUUAUAUUGAUAGAAUAUAAUAGUUAUUGAAUAUCUACUUGGGGUAUGCCUUUAGAAUUUCAAGAAGCACCGCUUUUGAUGGGUCCUUUCUUAAUUUCUUAAUAAAUUUGAAUAUUUUUUUUUUUAGUUUCUUUCAUUUU
Molecule: messenger RNA, 1206 nt
Organism: Brassica napus (rape)
Lineage: Eukaryota; Viridiplantae; Streptophyta; Magnoliopsida; Brassicales; Brassicaceae
Product: glutathione hydrolase 3-like
Exons: 3
Coding region: 156-734 (192 amino acids)
Biological process (GO): glutathione catabolic process
Cellular component (GO): plasma membrane
Molecular function (GO): glutathione gamma-glutamate hydrolase
Source: RefSeq, a predicted model, not a curated record